ACGCAAAUAUCACGAGCGUUUCAACAUGUGGUCAGCAAAUUUCCUUGUAAUCCCUCCUUGUACCUCUGGCUUGCUCAAAGCUAAGGCCAUUCUCAAACACAGUCCAGUCAUGGCAACUCCUGCGUUCUCUGCAUUGUUUCUCCUCCUCCUCCUCCUCCUCCUUAGCAAAGCUCAGGGCCGGUUUCUGAGACUUGACAACUCUUCUGAACUGGUCUCUGAUGGCGUUAACCAAGCUGCAGGCCUUCAAUCUCCAUUUCUCAGCUUGAAUCGGCUGUUUUUGUCUUCCCGGAAUGAGGGAUGUGAGCUCUACUAUGGCUUCCUCCCCUGUGCAGAGAACAUUGGUGGCUAUCUCUUCCAGAUAGCGGUUUACGAGUACUUGUUGGCUACUGGGGAAAAGUUCUUAACAAAGGGUAGCAAGCAGCUAUUCAACAUCAUUGGCACUGGUUUCUUUGGGGACGUUUUCGAGAUUCUGAUGGUUAUGCCUGAACUCGUGGUUACUAUAAUAUCUACAAUUGGUGAAGACAGCGAGGAAGCUGAGUCAAAAGUUGCAGUUGCGGUGGGAAUGUACACUGGAUCCACGGUGUUUUUUCUCACAUUGCAGUGGGGAAUUUGCAUAAUCUUUGGCACGAAAGGCUUCAUUGCGGAUAAUUCAACAACUCCCCGAGAUUCAGGAUCCUCAGCUUCAAAGCCUACGCCAGUGAAAGACAGACUCUCAUUCUUAACUGAUACUGGUAUUACAACUGACAAGAAGACUAGUUAUACAGCAGGGAUCAUGCUUCUUUCCUUGAUUCCUUUUAUCAUAGUGCAACUAUCCGGGAUCUUCAGCACUUCCUCUGGAAAACGAGUGAUUAUUUUGGUAGCAUUGAUAGUAUCAGUAUCAGCACUAGUGGCAUACUUGAUCUAUCAGAUUUUUGAUCCAUGGAUUCAGGAAAGGAGUCUAGAGUAUGCCAAAUAUGAGAAUUUGCUGGCAGGGUUUCUGCAGCAUGUGCAAAGGCAAGCGCAUGGAAAGCUAGUCACACGUGAAGGGACGCCUAAUAUUCCUGUCAUCAAAAGCCUUUUCUCUAAAAUCGACACAGAUGGAGACCACUUUGUAUCAAUUUCUGAACUGGAGGCUCUAGUAGGGGAUAUUAAGUCGGGGAAAAUGGAAGUCGAGAAGGAGUAUGCAGUAACAGAAGUAAUGAAGGCAUUCGAUGUGAACAAAGAUGGAAGCAUAACCGAGGAUGAGUUCAUUGAAGGAGUCAAAAGAUGGAUCGAUGAAGCCAAACACUUGGCUGGAGAUGGAAGCUCUAAAUCGAGGAAAUCCUUGCAGCAGGUUGUGCAGCCAUGGAUUGAGAAGAGAAGGAAUGAACUUGCAAAGAUUGAGUGUCUUAUGUCGAGAAUUCUGAAGCACAUCCAAAACCAAGCUUUUGAAGCUGAAGGCCUUCUUUCCAGUGAUGGAAGGCCUAAUGAAGAUCGCAUAAAAAGCCUUUUUCAGCAGUUUGACUCCAACAACAACAAACUGAUAUCAGGAUCAGAGUUGAAAGCAGUGAUCCAACAUAUUAAAUUUGGGAAUCUACAACUGGAUCAUGACCUGGUGGUGGAGGAAGUGAUGAGGAAUUUUGACAAAGAUGGCGACAACAUGAUCAGCGAGCAAGAAUUUGUUGAUGGGGUCUCGGGAAUGAUUACCCAUGCCACCCGUGUAGUUGACUGCAGAGACACCAAGAGGUUUAUCGAUGAAUUUGACAAGGUUGCCUGGAAAGAAAUCGAAUCAGUCAUGUACAAGUUGGAAUCGAAAGAAAGCAUGAUCCAUAAACUGCUCUCAUGGGAUUGCAUCAAAUCUGUACUGCAAGUGAUCUUGAGCGUAGCAAUAGUGAGCUUUCUUGCAGAGCCACUGAUAUACAGUAUCCUGAACUUGUCAAGUUCACUAGGCCUGCCUACUUUCUACAUCUCCUUCAUGAUAGUUCCAUUCGCCUUGAAAUACAAGUUGGCGAUAUCGUCCAUAUUUCCUGCAAGCCAAAAGAGCCUAAGAACAGCUUCUUUGACGUUCUCUGAGAUUUAUGGAGAAGUGGCCAUGAACAACAUCACAGGCUUAUCCACACUUCUGGCCAUUAUAUAUAUAAAGGGCUUGAGUUGGAAUUAUUCAGGUGAAGUGGUGGCUGUUCUGGUGGUUUGUGCAGUAAUUGGUCUCCUUGCAUUUUUCAGGUCCAGCUAUCCGCUCUGGACUUGUAUCUUGGCAUUUUUCUUGUACCCAUUUUCUCUGGUGAUGGUUUAUUUCCUCCACUCCAUUCUCGGAUGGGAUUAGUCUCGUUCUUUAAGGUUUAGAGUUUAAGGUUUGGAUUUAAUAUUUAAGAUUAGUUCCAAUUGCCAUGGAAUUUAGUUGUCAUUAAAAUUCAUGGUUUUUGCAGAGGAGAGCAAUGGGCAUAUAUGUGAUGGUUUAUAAUGCUUUUUGUUUAGGAAUAAAUCUAUGUAAGCUUUCCCCUGAGCUUUAUUUUUAUGUUUUUUUUUAUCACUUGAGCUUGACAAUAUGAAUUGUAACCUUUGUCAGUAUGCCACAAGAAAUGCAUAUUUUGGAACCCUCAA
Molecule: messenger RNA, 2559 nt
Organism: Diospyros lotus (date-plum)
Lineage: Eukaryota; Viridiplantae; Streptophyta; Magnoliopsida; Ericales; Ebenaceae
Product: sodium/calcium exchanger NCL2-like
Exons: 9
Coding region: 26-2281 (751 amino acids)
Biological process (GO): calcium ion transmembrane transport; intracellular calcium ion homeostasis
Cellular component (GO): membrane
Molecular function (GO): calcium:proton antiporter activity; calcium ion binding
Source: RefSeq, a predicted model, not a curated record